CUCGCAGAGAAGAAUCGAUACAGCACAAUGGCAGAACUCGCUCCAGUCGCAGCACCGGUCGCCCCGGUUAAGACCCCGAAGAAGAAGGUAUCCAAGCCGAGCAAGAAGACCGGACCCGGCGCCGGUGAGCUCAUCCUGAAGGCGGUGGCCGCCUCAAAGGGCCGUAGCGGGAUCUCCUACGUGGCCGUGAAGAAGUACAUGGCCGCUGAGGGCUACGACGUGAAGCAGAACAGCGCCCACGUCAAACGCGCCGUCAAGAAGCUGCUGGCGGGAGGAGCCCUCGUUCAGCUCAAGGGGAGCGGGGCCACCGGCUCCUUCAAGGCGGCCAAGCCCGACGAGAAGCCCAAGAAGGCGGUGAAGAAGACCGUCGCUAAGCCCGCAGUGAAGAAGCCCGCAGUGAAGAAGCCCGCCGCCAAGAAGGCCGCUGCCGUCGCCAAGAAGCCAAAAGCCAAGACGACACCCAAGAAGGCCAAGAAACCCGCUACAGCCAAGAACACAUCGGUGAAGAAGCUCACAAAGAGCCCGAAGAAGAAGCCGGUCAAGAAGGCAGAGACGCCAAAGAAAGCAGCGAAGAAGGUUGUUAAACCCAAAGCUGCCAAACCAGCCAAGAAGGCCGCGGCCAAGAAACCAGCCAAGAAGGCAGCAGCCAAGAAACCAGCGAAGAAGUAAACUUGUUAAAAGUUGGUUGGAAAUUACAAAAAAAGGCUCUUUUAAGAGCCACCAAAUCUACUUAAAGAGCACUAUUCU
This is a messenger RNA of Anoplopoma fimbria (sablefish), 747 nucleotides long. Its product is annotated as histone H1-like. Gene Ontology annotation, biological process: nucleosome assembly. Lineage: Eukaryota; Metazoa; Chordata; Actinopteri; Perciformes; Anoplopomatidae. The transcript has a single exon. Gene Ontology annotation, molecular function: structural constituent of chromatin; DNA binding. The coding region runs from base 28 to 669 and encodes 213 amino acids. The record is from RefSeq and is a predicted model, not a curated record. Gene Ontology annotation, cellular component: nucleosome.